Messenger RNA from Helianthus annuus (common sunflower), 1905 nucleotides. Its product is annotated as probable anion transporter 3, chloroplastic. Gene Ontology annotation, biological process: transmembrane transport. NCBI's taxonomy places the organism in Eukaryota, Viridiplantae, Streptophyta, Magnoliopsida, Asterales, Asteraceae. Gene Ontology annotation, molecular function: phosphate transmembrane transporter activity. Bases 138 to 1670 code for a protein of 510 amino acids. The record is from RefSeq and is a predicted model, not a curated record. Gene Ontology annotation, cellular component: plastid. The transcript has 8 exons.
UCCACCAUUCACCAACCCCAUUCAAACUCUCUUCAUCAGCAAUGAAAUUUAUCACAUUGAAAGAUUUAGCAGCUGCAUUUCAUCGGUAACAUACUCAUUAACCCCUCGAUUUAACCAAAUUUACAGUCUUUGCCACCAUGGCCGCCGUUGCUAUUAAAUCCGCCGCAUUCGGUGGACGAUCUUCAAAUCUGACGGAUACCCAUUUCAAUUCGAUCCGUUUUAGGAAACCCCUUUUCGGGUUUCGAGAUAAUGUUGGAAUAAAAUGGGGGAAUUUGAAUCUGCAAGGUGGCGGCUUGAAAAACAGAGAGGCGGUUGUGGAUGGUGGAAAAAGAAGAGGGUGGGGGGUGGUGAGGUGUACGGCGGAGGGGUUAGAGAGGGGGUUACUGGGAAGAAGAGGGCAUGAGGGUAAUUUUGCUAUACCGGAGAGGUUAAAGGUGGUGGCUUUGAUGGCUUGUGUGAUGUGUUUGUGUAAUGCUGAUAGAGUUGUUAUGUCUGUGGCUAUUGUUCCUCUUGCUGCCAAACAUGGGUGGAGCAGUUCUUUUUUGGGAAUUGUGCAGUCGUCUUUUUUAUGGGGAUACAUUUUUUCAUCUAUCGUUGGUGGAGCGUUGGUGGACAAAUACGGCGGGAAACGAGUGAUAGCUUGGGGUGUAUUCUUGUGGUCUUUAGCAACACUUAUUACUCCAUGGGCUGCAAAUCAUUCAACAUUCGCCCUUUUAGCUGUGCGAGCUUUCUUUGGUCUUGCUGAAGGUGUUGCUAUGCCUUCAAUGAACAUCAUUUUAUCGAGGUGGUUUCCAUGUAACGAGCGAGCUACGGCCGUUGGUUUAUCUAUGGGUGGAUUUCACCUUGGUAAUGUUGUGGGAUUGGUACUAACACCUAUAAUGAUGUCAUCAAUUGGGCUUUCGGGCCCGUUCUAUCUUUUCUCAUCUCUCGGGCUUCUAUGGCUAACAACAUGGGCACUUCGGGUUACAAAUGACCCACAAGAUAGUAGUUCAAUAAGCACCUCUGAGUUGAGAUUAAUUCAAGCAGGAAAGUCAAAUGCUCCUCCUCCAAAGAAGGGAGAACUUCCUCCGUUACGCCUUCUGUUAUCCAAAAUGCCCACAUGGGCCAUCAUUUUUGCUAACGUUACUAACAAUUGGGGAUACUUUGUUCUCCUCUCAUGGAUGCCCGUUUAUUUUAAAACCGUGUUUAAUGUAAACUUAAAGCAAGCAGCUUGGUUUAGUGCACUUCCAUGGGGAACAAUGGCUUUCUCAGGGUAUGUUGCAGGUGCUGCUUCUGAUUAUUUACUAAAAGCAGGACACUCCCUGACUUUUGUCAGAAAAGUCAUGCAGUCGAUUGGUUUCAUUGGGCCUGGAUUGGCUUUGCUUUGCUUAAAUUAUGCCAACACACCGGUGGUUGCAUCAGUGUUCCUCACAGUGGCACUCAGCUUGAGCUCUUUCAGUCAAGCUGGAUUCCUCUUGAAUAUGCAAGAUAUUGCACCGCAGUAUGCAGGAUUUCUCCACGGAAUUUCAAACUCUGCUGGGACAUUGGCUGCAAUAGUGAGCACAAUAGGGACAGGUUACUUUGUGCAGUGGCUGGGAUCAUUUCAAGCGUUCUUAACCGUAACAGCAGGCCUAUACUUCGUCACAGCCAUAUUUUGGAACCUUUUCGCGACCGGUGAACGAGUCUUUUAGAUUUUUAUACUAGAAAAAAAAGAUCAAAAUGAAUCGAAAACAUGUUGCGAAAACUAUAUUUAUUGAUAGGGAGGUGAAGUUAUAGUGAUUCUUUUGUGCAUACAGUGUGUUAAGGUCAAGGUUGGAGCCUUUUAUGCUAUAGGAACUUGGAUAGAAUAUAUAUAUUUGAUUUUUGUAUUAUUAUGUAAAAUGAUUCUGAAAGUUAUAAAUGGAAAUUACACCUUUGGUUUCUUGA